Macadamia integrifolia is the source of this 3713-nucleotide messenger RNA. Its product is annotated as ATP-dependent DNA helicase At3g02060, chloroplastic. NCBI's taxonomy places the organism in Eukaryota, Viridiplantae, Streptophyta, Magnoliopsida, Proteales, Proteaceae. Gene Ontology annotation, molecular function: nucleic acid binding; ATP binding. The record is from RefSeq and is a predicted model, not a curated record. The coding region runs from base 431 to 2914 and encodes 827 amino acids. The transcript has 14 exons.
GGGAGUCGGGACUCGGGAGCUGGGACUUGGGAGUCUUGGGGGAUGACUACCCUUAGAGCCCCAAGCCCAGGCGACCCGACCAGAAAGACGAUGGCUCUAGUACGGUACCGGCGCGAAGGCACUCCAGCAGUCCAGUGUCAGACAUGGUUUUGUAUAAUAAUCAUUCCCGCGAAAUAUCUUCUACCUGGCGGUCCUGGCCACCUCAAUUUUGUAUUUUUACUUUUUUAGUUUAUGUUAACUCCUUGAAUUAUCUUCUUAAACCGCUCUGCUAGAUUCAUAGACUACCAGAAAAGGGGGAAAAAGAAAAAGAAAAUAAAAAAAUAUGCUCAUUACAUAUGAAACUCCGAAAUCCGAAUAGAAUGGGAUUCAGUUAAUUCUUACACCAUUUUUCUUCCGGUUGGCAUCAUCGCGAGAUCAUUGAGGAUCGUCAAUGGCGCUUUCUAUUGCUUCUGCUGGCUCCAGCUUUGCAUCAGAGUACGUGGCGGCUUCUUUUCCACGCUCCUUGGAACUUAUCUCGUCGACUGGUGUUCUGCCAUUUUCCACGGUCAAGUGCCGGUGCCGGACUGGUAAGAGACGAUCUCUAAUCACUAAUGUUUACACAGGAGGUAUUUCAGUAUCGCGAGCUGCGCAAACAACGAAGUGGAAAGAAAAGCUCGAAACCGAGCCGGACGCCAUAUCUAUUCUGAAUGAGAGGAUUCGUCGUGACCUCGGAAAUAGAGAUUCUUCGAGAACUGUCAUGGAUUCGCAGGAAGCAGAGAAAUAUAUUCAAUUAGUGAAGGAGCAGCAGCAGAGGGGACUGCAGAAAUUGAAGGGAGAGGGAGAAGGGAACUCAGAUGGGUUUAGUUACAAGGUCGAUCCUUAUACACUUCGUCCGGGAGAUUAUGUUGUUCACAAGAGAGUUGGAGUUGGACGAUUUGUUGGGAUUAAGUACGAUGUUCCCAAGGAUUCCACGGAGCCCAUUGAGUAUGUAUUUAUAGACUAUGCGGAUGGAAUGGCGAAGCUGCCUGUUAAGCAAGCAUCACGUCUCCUAUAUCGAUAUAAUCUUCCAAACGAAACAAAAAAGCCAAAGACAUUGAGCAAAUUAAAUGAUACCAGUGCAUGGGAGAGGAGAAGGAUAAAAGGGAAGAUUGCCAUCCAGAAAAUGGUUGUUGACUUGAUGGAGCUAUAUUUACAUAGGCUGAAACAAAAGAGGCUGCCAUACCCGAAGAGUACUGGAAUGGAUGAUUUUGUCGCUCAAUUUCCUUAUGAGCCCACUCCUGAUCAGAAACAGGCUUUCAUUGAUGUUGAGAAGGACUUGACUGAGAGGGGAACUCCAAUGGACAGGCUGAUAUGUGGAGAUGUUGGCUUUGGUAAAACAGAAGUUGCCCUACGUGCCAUUUUUUGUGUUGUUUCAGCAGGGAAGCAGGCUAUGGUUCUAGCUCCAACUAUUGUUUUAGCAAAACAACACUUCGAUGUUAUUUCUGAGCGCUUUUCCAGGUAUCCUUACAUCAAGGUUGGACUCUUGAGCAGGUUUCAGACCAAGGCAGAGAAAGAAGAGCAUCUUUCAAUGAUUAAACAUGGGCAUUUGGAAAUCAUUGUUGGAACUCACGCGCUUCUUGGAAAUCGGGUUGUUUAUAAUAAUCUUGGGCUUCUUGUUGUUGACGAGGAACAGAAGUUUGGUGUCAAACAGAAGGAGAAGAUUGCUUCUUUUAAAACUUCAGUUGAUGUUCUCACUCUUUCUGCAACGCCUAUACCUCGAACCCUUUACUUGGCGUUGACUGGGUUUCGUGAUGCUAGUUUAAUAUCUACACCUCCUCCAGAAAGAGUUCCUAUAAAAACUCAUCUUUCUGCAUACAGUGAAGAAAAGGUCUUAUCAGCAAUCAAUUUUGAGCUGGAUCGUGGUGGCCAAGUUUUCUAUGUUUUGCCUCGUAUUAAAGGACUUGAAGAAGUGAUGCAAUUUCUUGAGCUGUCAUUCCGAAAUGUUGAAAUAGCCAUUGCACAUGGAAAGCAAUACUCAAAGCAGCUAGAAGAAACUAUGGAAAAGUUUGCUCAAGGAGAAAUCAAGAUUCUAAUAUGCACAAACAUAGUUGAAAGUGGGCUUGACAUUCAGAAUGCAAACACUAUAAUAAUUCAAGAUGUUCAGCAAUUUGGCUUAGCACAGCUGUAUCAGUUGCGCGGACGGGUGGGACGUGCAGAUAAGGAAGCUUAUGCACACUUAUUUUACCCCGACAAGUCACUUUUGUCUGAUCAAGCAUUGGAGCGACUUACUGCUCUUGAGGAGUGUCGUGAUUUGGGCCAAGGUUUCCAAGUUGCAGAGAGAGACAUGGGUAUAAGAGGAUUUGGAAAUAUCUUUGGCGAGCAACAGACGGGAGAUGUUGGAAAUGUGGGCAUUGAUCUGUUCUUUGAGAUGCUUUUUGAAAGCCUGUCGAAGGUUGAAGAACAUCGGCUGGUUUCAGUUCCUUACCAUAGUGUACAGCUUGAUAUAAAGAUUAGUCCUCACCUUCCUUCAGAAUACAUAAACUAUCUAGAAAACCCGAUGGAAAUAAUAAGCAAGGCUGAGAGAGCUGCUGAGAAAGGAAUCUGGAGUUUGAUGCAGUUCACUGAGAAUCUUCGUUGCCAAUAUGGAAAGGAACCGCUCUCCAUGGAAAUUUUACUGAAGAAGCUUUAUGUGAAGAGGAUGGCUGCAGAUCUUGGGAUCACUAGAAUAUAUGCUUUAGGCAAGAUGGUGGGUAUGGAAACACAAAUGAGUAAGAAGGUUUUCAAGUUGAUGACAGAGUCAAUGGCAUCUGAUGUUCACCGGAACUCUCUGGUUUUGAAGGAAAAUCAAAUUAUGGCAGAACUGCUACUGGAGCUACCAAUAGAGCAACUUCUCAAUUGGAUUUUUCAGUGCUUGACUGAACUUCAUGCCUCAUUACCAGCCCUCGUAAAAUACUGAAUCUCUUCAUGGGAGCAGCUGAUCCUUUAUGAUGCUCUUUGUUCUUGCAUUCGGCCCCGGAAGGUCAAUGUUUUGUAUAUCAGCACGGGGACGGGUAGCAGAAAUUUACGAACCAGGAAGAUCAGUUUAUCGAGUAUCAAAGUUCCUGAGAUGUCGCUCUGCAGAUUCCAGAUAUGAUAUGUGCUUGUUCAGACUAUGGAAAGAUGUAUGACACAUCUAAUGGACUUCUGAAAACUUACUGCUUCAAAGAGGGUGGAGAUUGCUCUGCACCAAUUUUUCGCUCAAUUGGAACUAGCAUUGUCAACUGGUGUCACUCUGGCCGGAUCUGAUGAAUGGAGGAUAUACCUGUUGGUAGGAGUGAUAUGAGGCGUAGACACUGGAGUCUGAAAAGUAUGGUAACUGGGUAUAUAACUAGUCUCUCUGCAUGUGGAUGCUACCUUCAUCAACCUCAUCACGUAUUACCUCCUUCAUGAGGUUCAACUGUUGGCAGUGAGAUACAUUGGUGUCUGCUGGAACAAAGGUGUUCUUGGUUGGAAACUGCUACUGAAUACUUUUUUAUGCAAUGAAAGGAGCACCUACAGGAUUACCCAACCGAGGUAAUUUAUUAUUAUUAUUUUUUUCUAUUUUAUUCCUGAAAUGUCUGAGAGGGUGGACUCAUGAUUAAGUUUCUGUGAUAGUCUUUUCUUGGCUUGUAAAUGGGGAAAAAAAAAAAUGUAAAGUUACAACAACUUCUUUUUCACCUACUUUGGUUACAAAAAGAUUUUCCCGAAUUUAAAUUUAAAAGAUUUACGUCCUCGUA